GAGUUCAAACAGAUAGAAGUAGACUUAUCAUUUGCGUGCAGCAUUAUUUUUAAAUUCCCUCUAUUAUCAAAGAGUUAGAGUGCCUUAGAAAUAUUUAUACAUUCACAUACGAACAUUUCUCAAUAUGGAUUUAUUAGAAGCAGUGAAGAGCCAUUCGAGAGCUUCCAGCGGAUCACGAGAGUUCCGCGAAGCGACCAAACAGGAUGCGCUCAAUAAUUUGCAGAAGGAGCUUUGCAAGCUGUCGGAGAAGGCUUUGCCAGACCAACGUGAUUUGGUUAGAAAGGAGAUGCAUGGCUUCGCAAACCUGUUCGAAAGAUUUUUGAAGGAAGAAGGCCCAUCCGUUGAGUGGGAGAGAAUCGAAAAGCUACCAGAGGAUGCAGUCCGUAAUUACAAAACACUAGAGACUCCCACCACCGAUCUCAUCCAGAUGAUGCUACAGAAGCUGGUAGUAGUAAAGCUGAAUGGUGGCCUUGGAACCUCAAUGGGAUGCCAUGGUCCCAAAUCAGUCAUCACUGUUAGAAACGAUUUGACCUUCCUAGAUUUGACGGUGCAGCAAAUUGAACAUUUGAACAAAACCUACAAUACGAACGUCCCUCUCGUUCUCAUGAACUCUUUCAAUACCGAUGAAGAUACUGAGAAAAUAGUUAGAAAAUACAAGAAUUUGCAAAUCGAAAUUUACACGUUCAACCAAUCUUGUUAUCCUAGAGUGAACCGAGAGAACUUGCUACCCAUCGCGAAGAGCUACGACGUAGACAAUGAACUAGAAGCGUGGUAUCCGCCAGGACACGGCGACUUCUACAAGAGCUUCCAGAACUCUGGAUUUUUAAGCAAAUUCAUCAAGGAAGGUCGCGAAUACUGUUUUAUUUCGAACAUCGACAAUUUAGGUGCCACUGUCGAUCUAAAUAUUCUCAAUAUGCUGCUGAACCCGAAAGAGCAAACCGCUCAUGAAUUUGUCAUGGAGGUUACGGACAAAACAAAAGCCGAUGUUAAAGGAGGCACUCUAAUCCAAUACGAGAAUAAGUUAAGACUGCUCGAGAUAGCGCAGGUGCCCAGUGAGCACGUAGACGAAUUCAAAUCCGUGAAGAAGUUCAAGUUCUUCAACACUAACAAUAUCUGGGCCAAGCUGGAUGCCAUCGAGCGCGUUCUAAAUGAAGACACCUUGAAUAUGGAGAUCAUCGUCAAUAACAAAACAAUAAAGCACAAAGGAAACAAUUUAAACGUCAUACAGCUAGAGACUGCUGUAGGGGCGGCCAUGAAAGUAUUCAACGAUGCCAUAGGAAUCAAUGUGCCUAGAAGUCGCUUUUUACCGGUUAAAAAGACUUCGGACCUGCUGUUGGUCAUGAGCAACCUGUACAGUCUGAAGAACGGAUCACUGGUUAUGUCGCCGCAAAGGAUGUUCCCAACGACGCCGCUGGUCAAACUAGGAGACAACAACUUCAGCAAGGUCAAAGACUUUCUGAUGCGUUUUGCCAAUAUACCCGAUCUUAUUGAAUUGGAUCAUCUUACAGUCUCCGGCGACGUAACUUUCGGCAGAAGCGUAUCGCUAAAAGGAACUGUAAUAAUAAUAGCAAAUCAUGGCGAACGAAUCGACAUUCCAUCGGGUGCUUGCCUCGAAAAUAAAAUUGUUUCCGGCAAUUUGCGUAUCUUGGAUCACUGAAAUGUUAAGUGACAAAGUUUUUUAAAUUUAUCUAUUUUUCUAUAAGCGUUGUAAAAUAUUGUUUAUUGUAUUUUAUUCUUCUUUCUG
Molecule: messenger RNA, 1744 nt
Organism: Nicrophorus vespilloides
Lineage: Eukaryota; Metazoa; Arthropoda; Insecta; Coleoptera; Silphidae
Product: UTP--glucose-1-phosphate uridylyltransferase
Exons: 5
Coding region: 125-1657 (510 amino acids)
Biological process (GO): UDP-alpha-D-glucose metabolic process; glycogen metabolic process
Cellular component (GO): cytoplasm
Molecular function (GO): UTP:glucose-1-phosphate uridylyltransferase activity
Source: RefSeq, a predicted model, not a curated record